This is a messenger RNA of Cimex lectularius (bed bug), 877 nucleotides long. RefSeq lists its product as uncharacterized. The record is from RefSeq and is a predicted model, not a curated record. The transcript has 2 exons. The coding region runs from base 153 to 794 and encodes 213 amino acids. NCBI's taxonomy places the organism in Eukaryota, Metazoa, Arthropoda, Insecta, Hemiptera, Cimicidae.
GUAAAAAGGCAGUGGAUGGUUGAAUAAAUUGGAUGAUUUAAUUAACAAAAGAAAAAUCAUAUGUUAUAUUAAAAUUUUUGUCUACAUCAUGGCUCAAAAAUUAUUAAGAAGACAACAGACUAGGAUCCUAUCGCCUUACAAAGAUAAUUAGUAUGAAAGAAAACAAUUCUGAAACAUACAUUUCUGGGAGUGGAGAAAUUUAUGAGUUGAAAAAGCCUAGGUGUAAAAAGGCCGAAGAACAGGAAGGUUCAAACGUAUUUGAUCUUGCCGUCGGGUUUGCAAGAAAGGGUGCUGACGUUCUUUUCACAUAUAGCCGAAAAGCUUUCAACAACCUUUUCGAAGAUCAACAAACAGACAUGUCUCGCCGAAGGGACAAGAUUGAGCCGAUGGGCCCAGUCUAUUUGAUAAAAUCAGUGAGAGAUCAGAUCCAGCUCUUCCAGGAGAAGCGAGGUAUAACGCCGGAUGAGAACAACUUUGUCAACUUGAUGGCAGUGGUGAUCCAGCAGUCGGGGCAGGCGAUGUACGCCGUAUUCACCAUGUUCCUUGCGCUCCUCCCAAUCAUCACGAUACUCAUCCAUGUAGCUCACUUUGUGCUCGACAGGGUUGUCGACGUUAUAACGACGAGGAAGAAGCAAGACCUGUGGGUGAAGGGCGGCAUUUUCAUUGCUCAGCUGACUGUGAUUUUUAUCGCCCUCAAAUUCAUAAUCGGGGCGAUUUUCUCGCCGAUCUUCUCAAUGCAGCUAACCAUUAUUUCAAAGAUGUUGUUCUUUGAUGACGAUUCUGGAGGAUGUUAGUUUCUCUGUCUGAUGUUUUCAAAAAAAGCAAAAACCUUGUGUCUGAAUUUGUCGUAAAAAAUAUAAACCUAUUUUCUCAUGUA